AUGUUCUUGUAUGAGUUCUUGGACAAACAGUUUAAUAUUGAUGAUGAUUUAGGAAAUCUUCUUAGGGCUUUACAAAUAGGGAUGAUCGAAUUACAUCUAGUAGAAUAUGAAUUAAAACUUAAAAUUGUGACAAAUUAUCAGAAUUUCAUAACUAUUUUAAGUUUAAAUAAAUAUUUCUGGAUAUUAUAUCCAGAAAAAAACAUUCAGAUUGAUAAAGAAAUUAUAAAGGAAUUAUGCGCAAAAAAUAAUUCAUCUAUAGUUCUUGGGUGUGCACACAAAUUUAAUGCAGAUUCAUGCUUGCUUAAUAUAAUCUUAAGGUUUAAAAAAUGUACUGCGAGUGAUUGCAAUCAUCAGCUAUAUGAAAUUGAGAAAAAUAUGAUUAAAAGGCUUUUGGGAAAAAUUUAG
Molecule: messenger RNA, 405 nt
Organism: Blepharisma stoltei
Lineage: Eukaryota; Ciliophora; Heterotrichea; Heterotrichida; Blepharismidae
Source: the annotation of a GenBank genome assembly